Messenger RNA from Nicotiana attenuata, 1864 nucleotides. RefSeq lists its product as uncharacterized. Lineage: Eukaryota; Viridiplantae; Streptophyta; Magnoliopsida; Solanales; Solanaceae. Bases 52 to 1416 code for a protein of 454 amino acids. Gene Ontology annotation, cellular component: cytoplasm. Gene Ontology annotation, molecular function: oxidoreductase activity. The record is from RefSeq and is a predicted model, not a curated record. The transcript has 9 exons.
CUUAAACCUUAGAAACCUGCAACCAGACACUAUUACCAAUACCUCUACUAGAUGUUAACAAUGGCGCUUAUAAUCCAAAACCCAGCUGUAUUUUCUAUGAAAUUAUCAGCAAGUUUGGGCCUUCUACAUUAUUCUCCCAAAAUGGUGUCUUCGUCUUCUUCCUUCUUCUCUGUCCGUUGCUAUUCUGCUGUUUCGCAGAGGCCCCUCAGAUGUGCAGUUCUUGGUGCUGGAUUUGCUGGGCUGUCUGUUGUUUGGCAUUUGUUGCAGCAAAGUUCUGAGGAACUGAAUCUACGCAUAGAUAUAUAUGAUGAAGUUGGCAUUGGUGGAGGUGCAUCUGGAAUGUCUGGUGGACUCCUUCAUCCCUACUCUCCCAAAGUUAAGCUUCUGUGGCGAGGAGAAGAAUGCUGGAAAGAAAGUUUAAAGCUUCUAAAUAUUGCUGAAGAUGCUCGAUCUUUAGACAUGGGAAAGCCAGAAACUGUAGCAAAAGAAGGUGACUUUAUAGUCAGGAGAAGUGGAAUCGUGAGACCAGCACUCUCUGUGAAGAAUAUGGACGUGAUGAAUGAUAAUGCUCAAAACUGCAUUGCCAGCUGCAGAAUAGAGUCGAUUCACAAGGAUGCUGCGCAGAAGCUUGUACCCGGUUUGUGUGUGCCUUUGGACUUGGCAUUCCAUAUGCGUGAAGCUGUAAAUGUUCAUCCUCAGAAUUAUCUUGAGGCUCUCUACUUAGCAUGCAGAACUUUUGUGGAAUCCAAGUGCAGUUCAGGCAUUUCAUGUAAAGAGUUAUAUUUGCACAAGAAAUCAGUUCAUAAUCUUCAGGAAUUAGCAGGUGAAUAUGAUGCAGUGAUCGUAUGUGUAGGUGCUAGAGCAGCUUUUCUUCCUGAGUUCUCUGGAAGGCUUCCAUUGAGGACAUGUAGAGGUGUUAUUGCUCACUUGCAGCUCCCUGAUCACAUCAGGUACAUAGAGGAGUAUCCAGAGCACAGUCCUUCCAUCCUUUCAGAUGCAUGGCUUGCUGUUCAGGGACCUCGAACGUUGUAUUUGGGGUCAACGUGGGAAUGGAAAUCGAGGAAUUAUUCCAGACACGUCCCAGAAGAAGAAGCUUCUAAAGCUCUUGAAGAGUUACUGCCAAAGGCAUCUGCUGUAUAUCCAGCAAUAAAAGAUUGGACCAUAACAGGAGCAUGUGCAGGGCUAAGGGCAAUGCCACCGCUCACUGCAGAAGGAUCACUUCCACUCUUGGGUUGUGUAGAUGAAUUCAUUGGCGGCCCGAGAGAGUGUAAAUACUGGCUAUUUACAGGGCUUGGUUCCAGAGGUUUGUUCUACCAUGCUUGGCUUGGAAAAUUAAUUGCACGCUCUGUUCUUUCAUGUAAUGAAGACUUGAUCCCUUCUGAAUUAACGUCAUGGAAGCAUCGAGUGAAACAAUAGGAGAAGAGAUUGUCAAAUGUCCUUGUUAUUAUUUUCUUAAAUAAUAUUAGACAGAAUGGGCUUAAAUGGAGCGACAUGGACAAUGAGGAUUCAAAUAGCCGACCCCAAACCUGCUUGGGCUUGAGCGUUGUAUUAGUUCUUAAUGGACGUGCUUAAUGGAGCGACAUGGAUAGUAAGAAAUCAUAUAGUUGACCCGAACUCACUUGGAAUUGAGGUGUAGUAGUUGCUGUUGUGGCUAGCGGCCUCUCCAACAAGCUCACUUCCUUUCUAGCAGGCAAUGAUAGUCUUGCUCUAUUGUAACAACAAAACUUUUGAUGUAAAUGUGUAUUAUUGUAAUGGUAGGUUGUUGGGUGGCUAGGAGAAUAGAGAAAACUAAUUACUUUAUAUGUUUUGUAUGGUGCAAAAGCAUAUCUGGUUUUGUUUCUGGUUUUGUAAUCCUUUUUAGCCA